AUGCAACAGCGUCGCCAACUGCUUUCUUCGCCAUUGAAACGAUCACAUGCAACUCCCAACUUCCGCUCGAAAGCCGAUCAGAUUCUAGACGAGGACGUGGGUGAGGACGACAGCGAAGAAGAUGAAGAGACGCUGCAAUUGAAGCUUGCAGAGAUACAAGCUCGCCUCAAGUUGAAGCAGCUACAAAAGAGUCGAGGCCGAUCCGGGACGGCAAGCUCGCACACAGAAGAUGGAGAGGAGAGGCGGGUGCGACCCUCCUCCGGUAUCAUACGGUCUCAGAGCCAUACCUUGAUUCCGAAGAGCCCUCAGGCAGUGUCGCGGAAGGCACCUACGGAUAAUGUUCAAGUACCGUUGUCGCCGACACGACGAGAAGAGGCUCCCUCCGCCCCAUGGUCGCCACAGCGAUACAAGAUGGGAAUCGAUAAGGGCUGGACGGCUGCCGAUGUGUCCCUCAAACGACCCCCUCGCCCAACUAGUCAAUUGGGAACUCGAAGCGGUGCCAUGUCACGAUCGAGAUCGAGUGAUGUGUUUUCGGCCAGACCUCAAACAUCCCCCAGUAGUGGAGGGUUGAACAGGAUCAAAAGUUUCAGUGAGCGAAUGGCUGAAGGCCGAGCUGCAGAGAAACUCCGUAUGGAGAAGGCCGAGAAGGCUGAGAGAGUCAAGGCAAGCCGAAGCUCGGGCUUUCAGUUGGACAAGGCAGAAAUGGAAGCUUUCAAGACCGCCGCCGCCGAAGAAAAACCUUCAACGCCGUCUUCUGUUAGUCGGGAGCCACAAGCACCAAGUUUCAGUCGUGAGGAUAUCCUCAGAUCUAUUGGUACGCCUCGCUCUGGUGGUGUGAAGCGCAGCCAAACGACACCAAACGCCAGGAACAUCAAUGGCCACUCCACAGCUUCGUUACACAAACCGUCGGAAGAAAAUGAACAGAGGGGGAGUACCCCAGAUCCAUCCAAAUUUGAGUCCUACUCUGGGCUCCAUCUGUCGAAUCGCAUCCUCCCGCACUCAUUUUUGAGUCGCAGUCUGGCGGAUAAGACGACGUUAAAGAUCCCCGACCUUCUCAAAACAAUCAAAGCACCUGCUUUUGAGCUUCCAGAAGAAGUAGACGGAGACUUCGUGGUGUUUGGAAUUGUUGCAUCGAAGUCGGACACUAAGCAGACCAAGGAUUCAGGAAAGGCUACCACCAAAACAGCCGACCCGUACGAUGAUGGGAUGAACAAUACCAACAGCUACAUGGUCAUGACAUUGACUGAUCUUGAGUGGACCAUUGACUUGUUCCUUUUCGAUACAGCCUUUCCUCGGUACUACAAAAUCUCCGAGGGAACCCUUAUUGCGAUCCUGAACCCGACUAUCAUGCCUCCUCCCAAGCAUAAGCUGGAUACCAAUCGGUUCAGUUUGGCAUUGUCCUCAUCUGAUGACAAGGUUCUUGAGAUCGGCAAAGCACAAGAUAUCGGCUUUUGCAAAUCCGUUAGAAAAGAUGGGAAAACAUGUCAGUCUUGGGUGGAUGCUCGGAAGACCGAGUUUUGUGAUUUUCAUGUUGAUCUUCAAGUACGUCGGACCCAAGGUGCUCGCUCUGGUGUCAACAGCGGUACGGGCAUGUUUGGUGCAGUCGGUAAUUCUGGCUCCCGUACUGGUGUUUGGCAAGAGUCGAAAGGCCGUGGUCGAGGCUCGCGCUUUGGCUCAGGAGCUUCUAGGUCGGAUGGCAAAUUAAAGCCAGAGGGCGCCCAAUAUCACAUGGGUACCCAGUCUGUUUACUACGUCGCCCCUGGGCCUAGGAACGGGGGUGCUGGUCGUGCCUCAUACAAUCCCGCUGCAGGACACUCGGCUGCGAGUCUGCUGGAUGCCAACGAUGAUCCUUUCAUCGCGGCUGGCAUGAUGGGCCGAGGCAUGGAGAACAAGGAAGAGCGAAUGAGAAGACGCCUGGCAGCUCAGCAGCGUGAACGUGAUAUCACCCGAAAGCUUGUUGCUGGCCGCUCCGGUGGUGUAGGUGCCGAGUAUCUCCGCACGCGCACCGCCAACGAAAGCCCUGCCGAUAGUGAAAACAAAGACAAGGUACCAGGCACUCCUUCAACACCCAAGACACUGCCUUCGAGUCAAAGUUUGAACUUUGUUACUUUCGGCAAAGCAGACAAUGUCCGCCUUGGCCCUAUGAAACGAGCUCAUGAUGGUGACAAACCCCAUGGCAGCGGUGUCAAAAAGACUCGGUUCAUCACCUCCAAAGGAAUUAGAGAGGCCGGCCGUGAUAGCUUGGGCUUCGAUGCGACUCCUGUGAGACGGAUACUCUCGGAUGAUGAAGACGAUGACCUGGAAUUGAUUUGA
This is a messenger RNA of Penicillium daleae, 2313 nucleotides long. RefSeq names its product Mcm10/DnaG-type zinc finger protein. Gene Ontology annotation, biological process: DNA replication; DNA replication initiation. Gene Ontology annotation, cellular component: nucleus; replication fork protection complex. The transcript has a single exon. The record is from RefSeq and is a predicted model, not a curated record. The coding region runs from base 1 to 2313 and encodes 770 amino acids. Gene Ontology annotation, molecular function: single-stranded DNA binding; DNA replication origin binding. Lineage: Eukaryota; Fungi; Ascomycota; Eurotiomycetes; Eurotiales; Aspergillaceae.